Anguilla rostrata (American eel) is the source of this 2327-nucleotide messenger RNA. Its product is annotated as acetylcholinesterase collagenic tail peptide-like. Gene Ontology annotation, molecular function: extracellular matrix structural constituent conferring tensile strength. The transcript has 9 exons. Gene Ontology annotation, biological process: extracellular matrix organization. The record is from RefSeq and is a predicted model, not a curated record. Bases 808 to 1404 code for a protein of 198 amino acids. Lineage: Eukaryota; Metazoa; Chordata; Actinopteri; Anguilliformes; Anguillidae.
GAUAUGAUCUAACUAGAAUGUAAAUAGAAGAGGCCUAUACUCUUACAGUGCUUACAGUGCUCUCCAAAAGUAUUUGAACAGAGUGAAAUUGUUAUUUUUGCUGUAUACUCAAGGAAUUUGGAUUUGUGACCAAAAUAUGAAUAUGACAAAUACAGAAAAUAAGUUAUUAUUUGAUGGUAUUUACAUGCAUAUAAAUGUUACCAUUUUACAGAAACAGCUGUUAUUUUGUUGAAUCCUCCCAUUUUCAGCAGUGAAACAUUAAGUUAACGGAUGACUGACGUGUUCACUGUUGCUCAGAUGUUUAUUUAUUUAAUUCAUUUUUUAUCUAUGGCUGAAAAACAAGUACUCUGAAAACUGAGAAAACAGAAUUAAUUAAGAAUGACAGCACAGAAAGUGAGUGUAUGAAUUCCAGCAGUUUGCAAUGUCUUGUAAAAGAAAAAACAACACUGGUGGAAACUGGUGGAAAUAAAUACCAUACUGGUCAGCCAAGGAAGAUAACAGUUGAUGACAGACAAACACUAAGAGCUGUGAAGAAAAACCGUAAAACAACUGUCAGUGGCAUCACUAGAGGGCAAGGGUGAAAAUAUCACUAUAAAUGGACUGCAUAUCUGCUAUCACUCAAUAUAUAGCAAAGAAUUGAAUGUAGGUUUGCUUUGAUGUUUUUUAGAAUCAGCCUUGAAUCUUUGCAUGUUACAGUUCAAUUUGAAGCAUGCAUAUUGCAUACACAUAUUGCAUGCAUAUUGUUUUUACAGGACAACUGUCUCGCUAAUGGAAUGUUAUUUUAUCAUCUAGGGUGAAAAGGGGGAGAUGGGCUGGGCUGGGUUUCCAGGAGAAUUCGGACUACCAGGAAUGAUUAAAGGUCAACAAGGACGGAAUGGGACUAAAGGGAGGAAAGGAGAAAAGGGUGGCCAAGGCCCACCAGGAGACAAAAGCCCUGCAGGCUACCGUGGUCCUCCUGGCCAGAAGGGCGACCCAGGAUUGAAAGGAUGGAAUGGUGUAAAAGGUCAACAAGGCCCAAGGGGAGCACCAGGGAAAAGAGGCAAAUUGGCAAUGAAAGGAAAUUCUGGACCACCUGGGCCCUUAGGACAUGUUGGAUCCAUGGGCCAGCAAGGCCCCGCUGGAGUGCCUGGACUACCUGGAAAAGUGCAUAUUUUACCAGGACCAAAAGGGGAGAAGGGCAUCACAGGACCUUCAGUGAAAUGCAACUGUAGCUGGGCAAAUUCAUUUGAGCAUGUAACAAAAAAAGAUUAUUCUGAAGUCCCAUCGAUUUAUAUUGUGGACAGCGAGAAGGAGAUGUCUCACUUUAAAUCCAAGAAUAUUAUGGUCUUAAGAAGGGACACUCGCACCUUGUAUAUCUAUGAUGGCAAUAAGUGGACAGCAGUACAGGUCUCUUCAGCAACUUAGAAGAAAUGGAUCUCCUCUGCCCUAUCUUAUUUAUCUUUGAUGUUCAAGCUGAAAAACUGUAACACAGACACAGACACAGACACAGACACACACACACACAAUUAUGCAUUACCCCACAACAUCAGUUUGCUAUACUAUCUUCAUGCUUGACUUGCAUCGGGCAAGUUGUUCAUUCACUUCCUCGUAGCUGCUUAGCUUAACCAGCAGCCUUUCAUAUCAGUACUUCAAAUAUUGUAAUUAUGCUGUAUUAUUUGAUUAUUAGAACCUGAAGUACAACAGUGUUUAACUAUAAUAAUGCAUUAUUAAUUGCUAAUAUUUUAUUAACUGUAUUAUUUAUAAUAAACAUAAUAAAUGUUCAAUUUCUUUAUGUGAGGUCAUUUUGAGGAUCUUAGUUCAUUGAUUUUUACAUUCUAAAAGCCAUCUAUUAAAACCAAUAAUCUUUGUUUCUGUAUUGUACUGUUGUACUAACAGGACUCUUAAUCUGCACAUUUGUUUUUGUUCAAAGCAUUUGCAAAUGCAAUUAAUUAUUACAGAUAGUGUGUAUGAAAGCCACAGUAAUUUAUUUUCAGUUCUCUUUCAUAUCUGAGUUAGGCCAACCCCUUUAAAUGCUGCAGUAUUUACCCUAACUUUGCAUGAGAAGCAUAUUGCACAUGUUGAAAAGAAAAUAAAAUAGAGAACCUGGACCAUGUGUAAUAUUUUUGAUAUCCAGUGUAAACUCUUACUUAUUGUACUCCAUAAAAAGUCAAAUCAAGCUUCAUAGGGUGAUGCACAAUAGACCACCAUGAUCAUAUAUCGCGUCGUCCUGAAUUCCACACAUCCAACUUGCUCCAGCUGAAAACAACACUGAAAGAGGAAGACGACAAUAAGCGAAAAUGAGACAACUACAAGAAUGCCCAAAAGUUGUUGUGUUGUGAACUGCAUAG